AUGCUCUACAGGAAGAUCCACAGGAUCCUCAAUGCGAUCAUCGCCAUUUGCUUGGUCAGUUAUGGAUAUUAGGCGUUUAUCAUUCAUUCCUAGCAUUUCAUUCAUUUCUUUGAGAUACUAGGAUACAAUGUUUUCGACCGAGCUCAAACUGCGGAUUUAUCAGUUAUUAAAUAAUCUUUUUUGGUAAUCUAUUUAUGGUUUCCUCGCUCCUAAUUAUUUUACUAUGGUUUCUCUUCAAAUAUGAGCCCUUGAUGACAUGAAAGAUCGAAAAAAGGUCGAAAAGAAGCCUUAAUUACUUAUUUAUUUUUCUUUAUCAGUUUUUCUUAAUAUAAGAAUUUCGGGAAAUAUUCCAUGAAAUAAAGACAGUACUUUUGUAGAUUGAAGUCUUUUGUGCGAAAAAGACAUUUGUGGAAGAAAGCAUUUUGUUGAAAGAAGUCUUUUGUUGGAGGAAUUAUUUUGUCGAAGUAACUCUUUUUUAAUUAAGAAAUGUUAUAUGAAAACGAAGAAUGAAAAGUAGCAAAGAAAUACGAAAAUAGUUGCUGGAAAUUCACAAAGUUUGAAUUCUUUCGAAUUUUCCCGUCGAGUAAAAAGUUUCUUUUUUGAGUUUCAAAGUUUCAACGGUCCCAAUGCUCCCUAGGCACGCGAUUGAAGUAUCCCUACAUAAGUUUCUUCCUUUAUUACAUAAUUUCGAGCUUUUUUUAAACUCAAAUCCAGCCAGUAGUAUGUUUUUUUUUAACCUACACUUUAAAGAAUUAUUGCACUAAUUAUUCCAACGUCUUAUUUUCACACAACACGUGGCUCGUUUUUCGAAGGCAAAGAAGAUUUUGCAGCUGGGAUUCGUGGUGAUCUUCCUGAAAGGGCCGUCGAGCGACUGGAAAUCUGAAUCGCCGACGGACGAGCCGAAGAAAAGCGCGACGGCAGGGUCAACGACUUUGUGGAGGGAGAGGAAAACCAAAAAUGGGUCUCGUGUGGAAUCCUCCUAUCCGAUAUACGAUAACUCGGAUGGUGGCCUCACCGCUUGGAACUUUAAAGGUAACAUCUUUCGAACAGUUUGAGAUGCCAUUUAAAAAUGUAGCUCAGCACUAUUUUGCAAUUUUUGAUGACUUUUAAAUUUUGUAACUCUUUUUCGUUUAAUUUUCAGAAGAAUUAUCCAAAACAAAACAUUUUCUAAUGUUUUGUAUUAGUAAUUUUUCAUUGUGAGAUUUGAAAAAAUUACAUGGUUUUUAUAAUCAAAAAAUAUGAUGUCAGUUCAUUUUAGUUGACAAUUUCUUCAAAAACUUUUAAAGUUCAAUUAAUCUCUCGUUUCCUCUUUUUCAGGCUACAGCGAUUCAGUGAUAUCCGGGAAAGAUGUGGUCAAAUCGGUGACUUUUUUGAACGACAAUUUCAAUAUUCUUAACAUUGAUAAAUUUGGGCCCGUGGAAAAUGUUCGAUAUCUUCUGGUUAUUCAGGUAUUUUUAAUUCUUUUUUUUUGACGCUUAUCAGUGUUAACCAGAUACCCGAUUUUUUUUCUUAGUAUUCUGAUUCUCUCAUUUGUUCAACAAAAAACGGGAGUAAAACUUCUGUUUCACAUUUGACGAGAAGUUGAGAAAAGGCAGGUUUAUAUUCAUUCAGAGCUGUAGGCUGGAGUCAUCAUAAUAUACAAGGUCGAGAAUUAAAAAAAAAUUUCAUGAAAGAUUAAUAAAAUAUAAAAAUAAAUAGUUAAGAAGCAAAAGUUUUCUUUCUCAACUGUCCAAUGAAAUAAUUUUUUUUUAUUUGUGUCAGGUUCACAACCGUCCGAUUUACCUGAAGUACUUGAUCGAGUCGUUGCGACAAACCAAAGACAUCGAAAAAACGCUCCUGGUGUUCAGCCACGACGUCAACGUCGAGCAGAUCAACGAAAUGGUCAGAAACAUCACGUUCGCCAGGGUUCGCUCCGAUUACCUUUGAAAGAAUUUCGUAGUUUUUUCAGGUUUAUCAAAUAUUCUACCCAUUCAACUUGCAGCUUUUCGCCAAAGUUUUCCCGGGAAAUAAUCCUUUGGAUUGUCCUGAAAAGAUCGGCAAAGAUUCGUUAGUUUUAUCACUUUCCCUGAAGCAAUUCUUCUUGAAAAAAGUUUUAUUUGUGUUGUAAUAAAAUGGGAUUUUUUUUUCUGGUGGAAGACAAAAAUUUCUUUUUUCAGUAACUUUGUUUCAGAAAAGACCAAAAAUUGAUCUUUUUCCAGUGCGAAAACGAGCAAGUGCAGAAAUUGGGAGUGGCCGGACAAAUAUGGAAAUUAUAGGAAUGGCAAAUUGACGCAAAUUAAGCAUCAUUGGUGGUGGAAGGUUAUUUUCACAUAAGAAUAGUGUUUCAAGGACAAUAUGUGUUUCAGAUGAACUAUGUGUUCGACGGGAUCGUCAAGCGGUUCAAUUUGAAGAACUCUUGGGUCUUGUUGUUGGAAGAGGACCAUUUCGUGACGCCCGACGCUCUUCACGUACUUGAUAUCAUUGUGGGAAACAAGAAAAAGUUGGUUCUUGGACUUUUUUUUUCGAUUUUCCGGAGAGCGCAUCGUGGGAAAAUUUUGAGUAAACAAGAUGACGAUUUUUGUAAUUUUUUUUUGUUUGGAAAGAGAUAUUUUGAUUUUUUUCCUUGGAUUUAUAGUUACUAAAAGUUCCAAUUCCAAGAAUACUUCAAAAUGCGAGAAUUUAUUCGGUAGGGUGUUAUUUCAGUCUGUGAAUUCAAAAAUUAAGUUUUUGUUAUAAGAUUGACAGCAAAAGAAAUGUAUUUUUAUUCUCAAACUUAAACGAUUUUCUGUGGUUUUAGUCCUACUUUUUAAUGUUGAAGUUUUUUUAAACCCUUGCGAUUAUAAUCAUUUUAGAGAACUUUUUUUAAUUUCGAAGUUCUGCUCGGAAAUUUUUCUCAUGAAGUUUUACGUGUAACGGUUUUUUUAAUUUUAUAUGUGUCUAAGAUUAUUGAUUUUUCUUGCUGUCUAUUGCAUACAGUUUCAAGAUUUUAAAAGAUAAAAAUCGGGAAAGUUUAUAAAAUCCGUUAAUGAAAAAAAGGUAUAUCAUCUAUUCAUUUACCUUUAUUCAGGUACUGUGAUCGAUGUGAGAUAAUAUCCCUGGGAUUCUACUUGAAGUCGACGAACAAAUUCGGAAACGACAUUGCCAAAGUCGGUAGAAUUUUUCAGAACUUGAACUUGGGUUUUUGCAAAGUUAGACUUCCCUUUUGAUCAAAAUGGUUGCUACGACGAGAGGGAAUUUACCCUUUCCGAAGGGUACUGUAUGUGAAAGUCCGCAUUCUGAUUUGUUCACUUUGUGUGUUUGCACUUUUUUUGCGUGACGUUACGAGUUUUUUUAUCAAUGGAAAGCAAAAUAGGAAAACGCUUUGUUCAAAUAGAUCUGCAACACCUCGGGGCUUCGAUUUUCUUUUUCCUGACAUUUUUUUUCGAUGAUUUCAUUUUCUGGUCUUCAUAUUUUAUAAAUACUAGUUCUUCCAGUGAGAAAUCUCCAAAUUCGAACGAUGAAAAAGAAGGAAAAUUUUAUAUAAUGUUUAGAUUUUUUUCACUUCCUUUCCUUUUUUGUUGAUCUUUCUACCCGCAUGGAAUAAAAGAAAUCACGGAAUCGAACCGCCCAGAAACGUCACGCAAAGAUAGUGCAAACACACGAAGGGAACAGCUCAGGAUGUCGCCUUUCACAUACAGUACUCUUCGGAAAAGGAAAAAAUAACUCAUAGCACCUUGUAAAUAAUCUUUUCUUUACUUUCUCUUUUUUCAGCUCGGAGUUCAUCCGUGGUACAGCAGCAAGCACAACAUGGGUAUGGCGCUGCAGCAGGAAACUUGGCUCAAAAUCAAAAAUUGUUCAAAUGUUCGUUCUUUAUAUGAUUUUGAUGCAAAUUUGGGAGCAGAUUAAUUUUAUAAUAGUUAUGAUAAUUUCAACUUUUCAGAUGUUUUGCGAUUGGGACGAUUACAAUUGGGAUUGGUCGUUAAUGCAGGUGAGUGGGGAACUACCAGGAAAGUGAAACAGGAAAAAAAAUUUCUUUUGAUUUGAUUAUGGCAACUUAUUCAACUGAAAUAGAGAAGUGACAAUAAGGCGAAAAAAUGAAACCGACUUUUCAACAUUUAUCUUUUUAUUUCCUUCAUUUUGUUUCUAACAGCUUUUUUCCAGGUCAGCGCCAAAUGUCUCCCGCAAAGGUUCCGCGUCAUUUUCGCAAAAAGCCCCCGGGUGAUUCACAUUGGCGACUGCGGCGUUCAUACCCAUCGGUUUGCACAGGAAAGACCUUGAGGGACCACUCAAACGGUUUCUUAAGUUGCGACGCGCACAACGCCUACGAAGCGACGACAAAACUGCUCGAAUCUCACCGAGGGGCCCUUUUCCCGGCAAGCCUCGCUGUUACUGAUGUAUGUUUCUCAGAUUUCGGGGGGUAAUAAUAGUGCAAAUAUCUUUUGUGUACUAGGUUUUUGUCAAACGAAUUCAUGCGUUGCAUUAGACUUUCAAGCUUGAGAAAAACUCCGGAGCCAGUUAUUCUCAAAACUUUUACUGAAAGAAGGAAAUCAUUUAUUGCUCAGAUCUCUCGCCGAUCAUUGAAGCCUUCGAAGGAGAAUGGCGGAUGGGGCGACAUCAGGUUGAUAUCCUUCAGUUCACAGUCGAUUAUCGACCUUUUAAGAGACCGAGAAUUGUGUCUGCUCAACACCUCGCCGUUGCUCGACAAGUCCAACGCUCCAGUUCUCGCCGAACUUUUCAAUUCCACCAUCAAGUUAUAA
Molecule: messenger RNA, 4715 nt
Organism: Caenorhabditis auriculariae
Lineage: Eukaryota; Metazoa; Nematoda; Chromadorea; Rhabditida; Rhabditidae
Source: the annotation of a GenBank genome assembly